AUGGCACACCCAGAGCCAUCUGGGUAUCGAAUACAUCGUCCAGAAUACCCUAUUUCCAUCCCAACCAGUAAACUGGAAUCAUCGUUGAAGAAGAUGUCGAAGCAGGCUGCUCAAUAUGAAUACCAGAUGAAGGAGCUUGAACACAAAUUCUCUGAAAGUCUCAGCAACUUCAGAGCUGUGGAUAGUCUGUUACAGGAAGCAUUUACUGGGCUCAAGCGAACCUCGAGGCGGGCAGGCCGGGCUCUUAAUAUCCAAGUCCCUUCUAUAUCCCAUGAUCUGGAAGAGUCUCUGCAAGUUCUGAAUGAGCUCAAUCAAAGCCUACCUUCCAUACGCACUCAAGUUUUAGAAAUACGUUCUCUGUAUGAUUCUGGGAGAGACAAAGCCCAAUCAUUGGUCGCAGAUCUCCGUUGGCUCAACACGUCGUGGUACGAACGCUGGAGAAGAAUUAUUUUUACCUCUUCCAGUCCGGUGUCAACGCAGUGGAAAAUUUGCAUGCGACUUCUCUUCACCAUUUCUUUUGUUAUAUGUUGUUGGCUCUCCUGGAUCGCCCUCCUAGGUGGCUAUCGUGCCUAUCGACACAAGCUCGUUUGGGGUGAAAAGCUCAUGUCGUGA
Marasmius oreades (fairy-ring Marasmius) is the source of this 612-nucleotide messenger RNA. RefSeq lists its product as uncharacterized. NCBI's taxonomy places the organism in Eukaryota, Fungi, Basidiomycota, Agaricomycetes, Agaricales, Marasmiaceae. The transcript has 5 exons. The record is from RefSeq and is a predicted model, not a curated record. The coding region runs from base 1 to 612 and encodes 203 amino acids.